UCAAAGAAGGUGAAGAAGAAAAAAUAUUUGAAGAUGCAUUAAAGAAUUGCAAAGAAUCAGAGGAGAUUUCUAAAAAAUUAUUAGUAGAUGGUGCGAAAACAUUGUGGAUAAAUUUUCAUAACCCUAAUGUAUCAAAUGUUGAUAAUAAUGAAUGGAUUGAUAGUGAUUUAUAUUGGCAAUCAUUUAUUGAAAAACAUUCUACAUAUAAUUUGAAUAGUAAAAAUAUACAUCCAGAAGAUGAUGAAAAUUGUACAUUUGAAAAAAAUGAAUGGCAUAGAAAAACUACUAAAUUUAAUGAGAGGAGUGAUACACCUAUAUUAUAUGAUUAUAUGAUAAAUUUACCAUCAUGGGAAUAUUAUGAUAUUAAUAGAAGGUUCUUUUUAGAAAAUAUGUUAUAUUUUUUAUUAAGGACAGGUUUAAAUUUUCGUUUUUUUCCAGAAAUAUAUAAUUGGAAGUGGAUAGCUCAUAUAGAAGAUUUACGUUAUCAAUAUUUAAACAUAUCUCAUAUUAGAAGAAAAGAACAUCAACUAAAAACAAUUAAAAGAGAAGUUCCUUUAGAGUUACAACCAUUAGAUUAUGAACAUAAAGGAGAAGAAUUUCAUCUGAAAUUAUUACAACAUUUUAAAGAAUAUCAAAAUUUAGUUAUCGCAAGAUUAAUGUCAAAUUAUAUUUUUUUAUGUGACCCAUACAUACCUGUUCAGACAAGAGAAUCACUUCAAGGUGUUCUUGAUCGUUUCAAGAGAGGAAAGUUGUAUAAGCUAGUUUCACAUAGUUGUGUUAAUACAAACGAUGGGAAGAAUCAAACAAACAGUUUGGUUAAUCCCAACAUUAAUAAUAGCAAUAGUUUGGUUAAUCCCCACAUUAAUAAUAGCAAUAGUUUGGUUAAUCCCCAUAUUAAUAAUAGCAAUAGUUUGGUUAAUCCCCAUAUUAAUAAUAGCAAUAGUUUGGUUAAGUGCUUAUUUUUUUUACCAGAUGAAAAAUAUAUAGAUAUAGAAAAGAAAGAAUCACAAGAUGAUAAUUUUAAAAUAUAUUCUAAUAUGUAUAAACCAUUAGAUGCUCUGCAAAAUUUUUAUUCGUAUUUAAAAAAAGAAAAUAUCAAAUUGAAUGAUUCAUAUAUGGAAAUAUUAAAUAUAUUUACACAAAUUAUACAAGAAAGAGGACAAUAUUGGUUACAUAUACCCAAUGAAAAAAUUACUGAUACAUUUCUAAGAAGAUAUAAUAAAGACGAUUCAUUAUAUCCUAUCUUUGUUCAAUAUUGUGAUGAAUUGAAUGAAGCUUUUUUAAAUAAAGUUGAGAUACUACCAGAAAAUUAUCAUAAAGAAAUUUCUUAUAUUGAAAAAAUAUACCAAGAAGAAAGUCGUUUUUUUCAUACCUUUGUUAAUUCAUUUUUAACAAAUCAUGACGAUUUAAAUUUAUCUUUUCAACAAAUAAAUUAUUGCAAUUUAUUUAAAAUGAAUGAAAAACAAAUUGAUCAUUUAAUAAAAACUCAAAAAUUAGUAUUAAUGGAUGAAAACACACACCAAAAAAUAACUGACCCGAAAAAGGCCUUGGACCACUUAAAAAAUAAGGAAAUGCAAGCACAAGAAAUAAGAGAAUUUGUCAAAUCGUUACCUCUAUGA
This is a messenger RNA of Plasmodium reichenowi, 1619 nucleotides long. RefSeq names its product conserved protein, unknown function. The annotation marks the transcript as partial. The transcript has a single exon. Lineage: Eukaryota; Apicomplexa; Aconoidasida; Haemosporida; Plasmodiidae. The record is from RefSeq and is a predicted model, not a curated record.